GAUUAUUUCUGAAACGAACUUUCGAUUUGGAGACUUUUGACCAUUAUAAUAGUUUCUGGUAAUAUUUUAACAAUCUUUUUCGAGUAGUUUCGGAAACUUCUCGGUUUGUUUUAUAGCAGUGAGUUGAAAUAAAAUUUUAGUUGUGCUUUAUCUGUGCCAUAGAGUGGCUGUGGGACGACCUUUCUGUUGGACUUUGGAGAGAGGUUAAUUUAUUGGUCGAACUAAAGCACGUGGAAACGUUUCGCUCACGUCAGAUCUCUUUAAUCAGCCCCCAAAAUUGAUCACGAUGAUGGUAAAAAAGUACUCUCAAGGUAAGAAUUCAAAAUUCGGGCGUUACAGUAAAAAGAAGGACAGAAAGUAUUUCUUCAAGAAGAAAAACCCAAAAAAACGCAUUAACCCAUUGGUGUUACAAAAAGCAAUAGAAUGUCCUUGGACCAAUUCAAUCAGCCGAUUUCUUCAGGCAGGUAUCGACGCGAACUCAGCUCCAAAAUUACUGGCGCCUCUGCUUUACACAGCGGUCCGCAGCUCCAAGUACACAAUGGUCCAACAAUUGAUAGCCGCCGGUGCAGAUCCCAAUUUCGUCCCAAAAUUAGGUGACUGUGGUCACCCUCCUAAAUUUUUGGUUCCCAGUCCCAAGAUCCAGUGUCCUUGUCCGCCAUUGAUUAUCGCAGUUGAUAAAGGCAACGAGAAGAUGGCCAAGUUGCUGAUUCAGAACAAAGCCGACCCUAACAUCAUAUCUUGCUACGGUUCAGCUCUGAAUAUUGCCGUGGAGAAAGGUAUUUUCAAAAUAGUUAAAUUAUUAUUAAGAGCUGGGGCUGAUAUUAACGGCGGCUUGAACGAGUGCAAGCCGUUGCACACAGCUAUCAGCAAGAAUAAUUAUAUAAUGGUUAAAUAUUUAAUUAAAUGGAAUGCAGAUGUUAAUAUUGUUGGUAAACAUAUUUAUGAAAAAGAAUUGAAGCUUUACACGCCCUUGCAAAUGGCAAUUUUAAAGGAAAAUUUAAAAAUUGUAAGAUUGUUAACAAACAACAAAGCUAAAAUCGACAGAACAAUUUUACAUUACUCCCUUAAUACAAAUAAUCUCGAUAUAAUUUCCUUUUGCGCUAUCAAUAGCGUUGAUGUUAAUGCAGUUAAUUCUUAUGGAGAGUCAGCUCUUCAUAUUGCUUGUCAAAAAAAGAGCAUUGAGGUGAUAAAUAUUUUACUUGACGCGGGAGCUAAUAUUAAUAUUAAAGACAAAAGGAAGAAAACUGCGCUAGAUUUUUGCUUUGAUUAUUCCGGACAUAUUUUAGUCGCGUUAAAGCAGCAUAUUGUUAGAAUUAAAACUGCUGGCAUGUUCAUUUCUCAGGAUGUUAUGCAGCAAUUCAAUCAAGCACAUCCAAAUAAUUUUUCUUCUCCAAUUUAUAAUGACGUUAAUUUUGACUAUGAUGGUCUUCAGAGAAGGUGUUUAAGUGAGCUUGAAGUCAUGAAGAAUAUAAUUGUGAAGAAUACGAGUAUCAGCUUCUUUCAAAUUCUACAACUUAAUCAACAUCAACUGGCUUUACUUCUUUUGGAUACUGUUUAUGAAGACGCGAUUAGUGAAGAUAAUUUACGGCUUAAGUUUCCCAUUUAUGGGGGGAUGAUUUUUUAUAGAUUGAGCAGGGCAUUUAAUGAAAAAAAAUCUCUUGUUAUUGUUAAUGAUAAACUUGGUCAAAUGUUCAAUCAAGAACUCCCGGAGUUGAUCAAAAGAAAUAUUUAUGGGUACUUUAAUUAUGGAGAGUUAACUAUGUUAUCUAAAAUGUAAAUUUGAGGAUGUUAAGGGGUUAGCUGGGUUUCAGAGGUUCAAAAAAACGGUAUUUUUACUAUUUUUUUUUUUUAGUAUAUACAAUAGGGUGCGUCAAAAUUGAAUCUUCGAAAGCAACCUUUUAAAAUUGGAAUUUUGAGUUUCGCUUUUAACAGGAGCUGUAUUUGGGCAU
Molecule: messenger RNA, 1949 nt
Organism: Cotesia glomerata
Lineage: Eukaryota; Metazoa; Arthropoda; Insecta; Hymenoptera; Braconidae
Product: putative ankyrin repeat protein RF_0381
Exons: 2
Coding region: 287-1777 (496 amino acids)
Molecular function (GO): protein binding
Source: RefSeq, a predicted model, not a curated record